AUGAUAACUGAUGGGAGAGGUGGAUGGCAGCUUACAAGUAGUGGGAAGGCCCACCAUGGCUCUGUGUGGAAGGUGACUUGGGCCCAUCCUGAGUUUGGACAGGUGCUGGCAACAUGCUCAUUUGAUAGAACUGCUGCUAUUUGGGAAGAAGUUGGUGAUACAACAGCUUCUGGGUCUGAGAAAGGUCUACGCACAUGGGUCAAGCGGUCAAACUUAGUCGAUUCACGAACUUCAGUCACAGAUGUCAAAUUUGGUCCGAAACAUUUGGGGUUAUUACUAGUCACUUGCUCAGCAGAUGGGAUUAUACGAAUAUACGAAGCUCCGGAUGUAAUGAAUCUGGCGCAGUGGACGUUGCAGCAUGAGAUUCCUACUAAAGUUUCAAUUAGUUGCUUAUCAUGGAAUCCUACAUUAUCCAGUAACAGAGUAAAUCCGCCUAUGUUGGCCGUGGGCAGUGAUGAACCAAACGUCUCUAACAGCAGCAGCAACCAGGCUGAUAAGCCUGGAUGUAACGGAAAAGUGUUUAUCUAUGAGUAUGCGGAAACGUCGCGCCGCUGGACUCGUACAGACUGUAUGUCGUCAGUAAUGGAGCCCGUGAACGACCUUGCCUUUGCACCCAACCUCGGUCGUUCCUUCCACCUAUUAGCUGUCGCCACCAAAGAUGUAAGGAUAAUCAAGAUUGAACCACUGCCAGAAUCGUCAACCGCGACAACGGCAAACGGCAGCUGCGGAGUUCGUUUCAAGACUGAAGUGAUGGCCGCCUUUGAAGAUCACUAUUCCUGCGUGUGGAGGGUCUCGUGGAACGUCACCGGCACUCUGCUCGCUUCCUCAGGCGAUGACUGCUGCGUCAGGUUGUGGAAGAUGCAAUACCUGAACCAGUGGAAGUGCGUGGCGGUGCUGCGCAGCUCCCCGCAGAGCGGCGAGGCGGCGCCGCAGUCGCGCGCGCACACCACCUACACGCGCCUCGCCGCCAUGGCCAACCCCGCGCACAUGCCCUACCACUGA
Molecule: messenger RNA, 1002 nt
Organism: Parnassius apollo (apollo)
Lineage: Eukaryota; Metazoa; Arthropoda; Insecta; Lepidoptera; Papilionidae
Source: the annotation of a GenBank genome assembly